Messenger RNA from Bursaphelenchus okinawaensis, 3365 nucleotides. NCBI's taxonomy places the organism in Eukaryota, Metazoa, Nematoda, Chromadorea, Rhabditida, Aphelenchoididae. The record is from the annotation of a GenBank genome assembly.
AUGACAACCGAAACCCUCGACCUUGGCCAAUCUUUGGAUUUUCAGCCGAAAUUCGAAAAAGACGGCGAAAUGAUAGUUGUUGGUAAAACUAUGUUAAAUCCAGUGCUACCUGAAUUAACUAAUGAGUUUUUAACAUGGAAAAAGGAGUUUUGGGUUAAAAUGUUAAAGGAGAAAGGCAUCAAAAACAUAGUGGCACCGAUGGUUGAUCAAAGGUAAGAUUUCUGGUUUUAUUGUUGGUUUUUAGGUAGUUAUCAUUGGAUUUUUAUGUUUUAUAGAUAGUAGAAAGGAUUGUGAAAGUUUAAAUAUUGAAAUUAAAUGAGUUGUUUUGCUAAAGAAUUUUUUGCAACGUUUUUUGGAGGUACAUCAGAUUGGGUGUGUAAUGUAACAUGCAUGCAUUUAGUCAUAUCUUAGCUAAAAAGCGUUUUAGAAACACAAAGUUAUGUUUGAUAUUUAAAUAUUGGUCCAUUAUAACUUACUUUUUAGUGAAUUAGCUUUCCGAGUGCUCUUGAGACGUCACGGAGCUCAUUUAUGUUACACACCCAUGAUUCACGCUCAUUUAUUUGUAACUAACUUUACUUAUCGUCGACAAGCUUUAUCAACUAUACCAUCCGAUCGACCUUUAAUAGUACAGUUUUGUGCUAAUGAUCCUGACAUAUUCUUGGAUGCUUGUCGUUUAGUUGAAGGGUAUUGUGAUGGAGUAGAUCUUAACCUUGGGUGUCCUCAAAUCGUCGCAAAACGUGGUCAAUAUGGAAGUUUUCUUCAAGAGAAGCCCGAUUUGAUUCGAAAGAUGAUAGAGAAGGUUCAUAAACAUUGUAGACUACCAUUGUCUGUCAAGAUACGAUGCCUAGAGACGGUGGAAAGGACGUUAGAGUAUGCGAAGCUAUGUGAAGAUGCUGGAGCUUGUAUGUUGACGAUUCAUGGCAGGAGAAGAGAUCAAAGAGGCGUCGAAACGGGUGUGGCAGAUUGGGAAAAGAUCAGAGCUGUGGUGGAGCAUUUGAGUAUACCUGUAAUAGCUAAUGGUAACAUUCAGAUGCCAGGUGAUGUUGAGAAGUGUAUCGAGAAGACAGGAGCAGUAGCUGUUAUGAGUGCCGAAGGUAUUUUAAGUAAUCCAUUGCUGUUUGAAGGUAUUAUACGACCUGGCUUUGAUGUGGCUAAAGAGUAUUUGGAAUUGGCUGAACGAUACAAAGCUUCUACUGCGACUAUUCGAGCACAUGUGUUUAGGAUGUGUCAUUAUAGGUAUGUUAACAUUGAUUUUAAUGGUUUGAAAUGGUUUUUAAGGAAUUUUUUGUCGUUCUUUUUUUUUAAAAUAAGGUUCGAACCUUAUUUUUUUAUAUAAAAGUGUGCCUUUUUAACCAUUUUAAAGCCAACUAUUAUAGUAUUUUAAUCAAAAAUGGCACAUUUCAGCUUCCUAAAGUAUCCAGACCUCAGAGAACGGAACUCAUACGUAAUAUCAUUGGAUGAAUUUAAGUCAGUCGUGAAUGAUUUAGAGAAAAGAUGUCGGGAAGAGAAUACUAUAGACCCUUAUGAUGUUAAACUGGUCGAUUUGGCUUUACCGUUUCCAGAAAUGGUAUGUUAUUGUAGACUAUAUCGUGGUAGGGUAAUACGAUAUGAAAAAAAAAAUUUUUUUGAUUUUACAAAGUUUUGGAUUAGAAAAAACUUAAAAAUGAUCGUUUUUAGGUAGCAUCCAUUCCCUACUAUCUCUGUAAGCCUUAUGUCAGAGCUACACAAUCGUUGGAGCCAGUGGAGAAAGACUUCAGAAUCCAACGCAAAGUGGAAAUGGCCAAGAUUCAAAACGAGACAGGUCUCUCCUUCAGACAGAUCAGGAAACGAGAACGGAGAAGAAUUGACAUGAAGAAGGAGUUCUCAAGGAAGUGCGCAUUCCCUGUGUGCAAACGAUGCAACCAACCGGCUGGCGUUGGGUGCGAAAAUGAAAUGUGCCGAAAGUGCUGCAGAUUCGUUUGUGUUCGGAAUGGCAAACUUUGCAAAGGUAGGUUUUGAGUUGAAAAAAAAUUUUAAUUUUGUGCAGUUGAUAAAUUAAUAUAGGUUUUGUUAUCAUUAUAGUUAAAGCGGUCCAAAAUUGCUAGCUUAAACACAAGAAGAAUAUAAAUAUGAUAUUACUGUUAAUAUUAGGUGGUAUAAAUAAUUCUGUGCCUCUCAGCAACGAAGACGUGCGAUUUAUUGGGUGUUUCAAAUAUGAAUGAGCCUUUCAAUACAUAUCUUAUAAAUAUAUUACGUUGUUUAAAUAAUUCUGUGCCCUUAAUCCCAAAAGUUGGCUUUGCGAGAGGGCACUUAAUUAUAUGAAAUAAUAUUCAGAACAAAUUUUGGGCUAACAAGGAAGGUACCCGGCCUGCAACGCUCAGAUUUUGUUCAAAUUUUUUGAGUUGAAACAUCAUGUAAAUGUAAGACCAUAUACAAAAUUCUAAGUUGCGGUUUGCGGCCAGUCUUGAGAAAAUCGAGAUCAAAAAAUUGCGUUUUGAAUUUCUCGCCAAAUUGGCAUAGUGUUUCAAGCUUUUAACUUUGUCAUUUUUUGACUUUUGACAAAUUUUCUUUAAUAUAAUGUUAGAAAAGCUUCAAAUAAAGCUACAAUUUGAAAUUUGUAGGCUUAUCUUAUCUGGAACAUCAAAAAAGUUCUUGCAACCGAUGCUAAAUUUGCCAAAUUGGCGGGAAAUUUAAAUAUAUUAAUUUUAAAACUUAAAACCGCAAGUUAAGAUUUUUUAUAUGUGCUACUGAUACUACAAAGAAUCCGUAUAAAAAUUUUGAGUUAAUUCUGGGAGUUGCAGGUUGGGUACUUUCCUUGUAAAAUACGUUUUUUUCGACCGAAAGAUCUGGUUAAACUUCAAUUAUGUAAUUCUCUAGCUGUUUUUGAUUAUAACUUUUUUUUAACAAUGAGUUGAGAACUUGAAACUUUCGGUUUUCAUAGAAUAUUUGUUUGUUCACCUAAAUCGAUAAAGAUUAUUUUUAAAUUUUUACAAUUUUAAAAGUUACAGUAAAUAUACCAUACUCUAUAUUUUUUAAUUUUUUAGCUUUUGGAAAAUAAAAUAGAUUUUUAUUAGGUAGUUCAAAUAAUUCUAUGCUCGCUAAAUCAGAAAACUUUCUAAGAGGGGGCACAGAAUUAAUUGAACAAUCGAAUUAUAAAAAUUAUUAUAAAAAAGGUAUUGGCUUUUAAAAAUGAAAUAAUAAAGUUUUAAUGUUCUUUAAUAUUAUGUUUUUCAUUUUCAGCUCAUAGGUUUACGAUAGAAACUCUGAGAGAUCGAAGGGACGCUUACGCUGAACAAAUGGGUAUAAACAAGGAAGACCUCAAGGCUUCAGAUGCUCUUGGGGAAGAACAACACGCAGAUACGGCCAUAGAAGUUGGGGAGUCUUAA